AUGGACAUUCUUGGAUACGAUCAUGGUCUGCCUGACCUUGAUCUCCCCAAAAACAAUGACAAAGAUGCGCUCGGUCUGAACAACGACACUCAGAUUGACUCGCCGCAACAAUACUCGAGCGACUUCUACUACUCAGCGCCCGUACCUGUGACGAUACCGAACUCUUUGAUGCCUGUUCCUAGUGUCUUGUUGGAGAAUCCCAUGAAUUUGAUCUACUGCCAUUACUUUAUCAACUACACAGCGAACGUCCUGGUAACUCAUCAGUGUCCAUCAAAUCCCUUUUCAACAAUCUUGCCGCAGCUCGCCAUGCAAGAUGACAAUCUCUUGCGACUUCUCUUGGCAUACGCAGCCUGUCACAGAGCUCGACUCCUGCGACAUGCUGAGCCCAAAAAUCGCAUUGCGACGUGGGUCACACCUGUGUUUCCUUCUUUGCGCGAGGCACUCUCAGGCAAUGACCCGAUUACCGACUCAGAAAUCGGAUCUUGUGUAAUGCUGGCCUCUCUUACACAAUCAUAUCCUCUUGCAUUCGAUCUACCAAUUUCAUGGCAGGAGCAUCUCAGCCUGGCGCGACGGCUGUACGGUCUACGAAUCAGUCAAGAAGGACUCCAGAGAACCAGUGCGACCUUUUUCUUUGGCAGAUGGUUUGCUUACUUGGACACUUUUGGAAGCGCGAGCAGCGACACCUAUCAUGGCGCAUAUUACGAAUGGUCACGGGAGCUGAAACUCGCGGAAGAGGUAUCCGAGCUUCAAUGCCUAGCUGGCUUCACCAACAAGUCACUAGUUUUGCUAUCACGGACGGCUGAGCUGGCCAAGCGCUGUGAUUAUGAGCGGAACUUAUAUGGCCAGCCAGCUGUCCAGACAAUCACGAUGUCUCAGCAAUUGAGAAUGAGCCUGGAACUCUUCACGCUGGAAGUCAAGCACACACGUUAUGACUGUGCUUGCUCGCAGUCAUCCACAUCCUCGACGGAAGUCUAUCGUGCAGUCAACGCAGCGAUCACUCAUGCUGCCUUGAUCUAUUUGCACCGCCGCGUAUAUAUGCUUCCCUCCGAGUCUCGCCUGGUGCAAUUCUCCGUCAACGCCAUUCUGGAAGCCUUCAACGAAUUGAAAGGAUACAACGCUUUUGACACUCCAGACAUCAUCUUACCCCUCUUCCUCGCAGGCUGCGAAGCAAGAGAUCCUGGGAAAGCCGUCGACGUAUUGCAGCGCCUGCAGAGCAUUGAAAAUGCUGGUAUGGGACAAGUGGUUCGUGUCAAAGCUUUGCUGCAGGAAUGCUGGGACGGCAACCGAGACUGGACUUUAUUAAAGCACAACGUUCUCCUUGGUUGA
This is a messenger RNA of Aureobasidium subglaciale EXF-2481, 1326 nucleotides long. RefSeq lists its product as uncharacterized. Lineage: Eukaryota; Fungi; Ascomycota; Dothideomycetes; Dothideales; Saccotheciaceae. Gene Ontology annotation, cellular component: nucleus. The record is from RefSeq and is a predicted model, not a curated record. The transcript has a single exon. The coding region runs from base 1 to 1326 and encodes 441 amino acids. Gene Ontology annotation, biological process: positive regulation of transcription by RNA polymerase II. Gene Ontology annotation, molecular function: transcription cis-regulatory region binding; DNA-binding transcription factor activity.